Homarus americanus (American lobster) is the source of this 5721-nucleotide messenger RNA. RefSeq names its product Down syndrome cell adhesion molecule-like protein Dscam2. NCBI's taxonomy places the organism in Eukaryota, Metazoa, Arthropoda, Malacostraca, Decapoda, Nephropidae. Gene Ontology annotation, molecular function: cell-cell adhesion mediator activity. The transcript has 32 exons. The coding region runs from base 153 to 5522 and encodes 1789 amino acids. The record is from RefSeq and is a predicted model, not a curated record. Gene Ontology annotation, biological process: homophilic cell-cell adhesion; axon guidance; dendrite self-avoidance. Gene Ontology annotation, cellular component: axon; plasma membrane.
GAAGUGUUCAUUGUGUUACAGAUUGUGUUGGUGUGGAUGACGGCACGGUGGGCGAUGACGAGGUGUUUCUAUGUCCCACACACCAGUUCCUACCACAACAACAACAGCCACAACCAGAGAACCUACGUGAUAGUCCCAACAACCUCCGCAAGAUGGCUCCACCACAACAGGAACCACAACACUCCCAGCUAGAGCAGCCCAGCACACGAUGGCAGCACUACGACCCCAGGACUGAUGGAGGAUCACUCGCUACUGCUCCCAACGAAGCUGACAGGACUGCAGUAGGUAUCUCUCCUGACGACGAUGCAAGAGCUAGAGAGAGUGGCGUUACCAAGGUUACUUCUGGGGAACAUACCUCCACAUCUGGUGUACAUGAUGCCCCUACUGUAGACGUUCUCGCUCCUGACGAUGGUGUUGGAGGGCGUGACAUCAUCUCUCAGGUCACAGCUACUGAAGGGGGCACUGCUGAGGAAACAGACAGUGCUCGCCCCGAAGAUAUUGGCGCCCUGGGUGUAGAAGCGGAGACAGAAGUUGGCGCAGAAGGAGACGGCGAGGUUCUUGAGGCUGCUGCUGCUGAUGAUGAUGAUGAUGAUGUUGAUAAUUAUGAUGAUGAUGAUGAUGAUGAUGAUGAUGGACCAGCCAACCAAGGGCACCAAGAGCUAGGUCAACACCACCUGUUGAGCCACCACCUAGAAUAUUAUCCCCAGGAGACGCAGGCGGAGGGAGUGAACGUCUUAGGUGGUCGGCGGCGUGCGUCCAGAGACUUAGGCCUUAACCCUUAUUCUCGACCAGACUCGGUGCCUCAGCUGCGGUACACGCCCAUUGAGCAGACGGUGUCCCCGGGGUCACCUGUAUCCCUCAAGUGCUCGGCCGUGGGCACCCCUGCACCUGUUAUCACCUGGACCCGCGAUCACCAGCCUCUCCUGCCCUCCCUCAGGACGAAUGUGGGGAGCUUCAGGGCGGCGCUGGGGGAGGUGGUGAGCCAAGUGAACCUGAGCUCGGUGACGGGGCGGGAGGGCGGCCUCUACACCUGCACCGCCUCCAACACCCACGGCUCCGUCUCCCACUCCGCCAGGCUCAACGUCUACGGUCCGCCCUUCAUACGAGCGAUGGCCAACGUGACGGGGGUGUCUGGGGAGGACAUAAACCUCUGGUGUCCUGCAGGAGGCUAUCCGACGCCCACCGUCACCUGGAGGAGAGACGGCCACACCCUCCCCACCUCCCACAGGCAGGAGGUGUUGAGGAACGGGACGCUGUUAGUGAGGAUGGCGACCAAUGAGGAUGUGGGCAGCUACACCUGUGUUGUCUCCGGCAGACAGGGCCAGACUGCCGCCUCCCACACCUUCCUCCACGUCCUCAAGCCGCCAGCCAUCGAGCCAUUCUCAUUUCGGCUUAACCUUCAUGAGGGCGAGCGGACUCAACUGACAUGUAUGGUCAACAGUGGCGACCUACCCAUCACCAUCAACUGGCUCAAGGACGGCAGACACCUCCAGCACGACCCUGACAUUGAUAGCAAGCAGAUCCACGUGUACUCUACGGUGCUGUUGUUCAAGAAGCUGAGGGAGCACCACUCUGGAUCCUACACCUGUGAGGCCGCCAACGCCGCCGCCACCGCCAACCACACCGCCACUGUCAGAGUCAAGGUGUCGCCGCGGUGGGUAGUGGAGCCAGGGAGUGCGACAGCUCUGGUGGGGUCGACGGUGGUGCUGGACUGUAGUGCCCGUGGCUACCCUCAGCCCGCCAUCACCUGGCUGAAGGCUCCAGGGAAGUCAGCAGACGACUUCCAAGCGGUGGUGCUGGAUGGUGUACGGGCCUCCCAGGCCACCAAUGGCUCACUUGUGCUGCCCGAUGUCUCCACCACAAGCGCCGGGUGGUUCAUGUGUCGAGCUGGGAACUCUGUUGGGAAACCCAUCUCCAAGGUCAUCCAGCUGACUGUUCAUGCUCCGGCACGUGUGGUGACAGAGGGCAGACGGGUGACGGGGCAUUCAGGGCAAACCAUGACAGUGGAGUGUGAGGCGACAGGUGACGACCCUCUCUCCCUAAUCUGGCAGCGGCACCACGCCCCUAUCUCCCCAGGUCACAGGACAUCUGUGCGAGAGAGUGGAGGCAGCGGGUCAGCACGAGCUGUGUUGGAGAUCCGGGCGGUGACUGCUGGGGAUGCAGGCUCCUACACCUGCCGGGCCACCAACCCCCACGGUGACCACUCCCAGGUGUUUGACAUCGCUGUUAUAGAGCCGCCGACAGCGCCAUCAGGAGUGGUGGUGUCAGAGGUGGGGAGCCGCUCAGCCCGUCUCUCCUGGUCACUACCACAGCCAGCAGCCAUCACCAUACAAUACCGAGCAGCUGAGAAAGAGUCAUGGGCGUCCCAUGGGCGUAAUGUGAGUGUGGGUCAGUGGGCAUCAUGGCACGUACUAACAGGCCUCACGCCCUACCACGCCUACGCCGUCAGGCUCAUGGCUCACAACGACCUGGGGGUGUCCCAGCCCUCCAGCGUCCACUUCUUCACCACCCUUGAGGAAGCACCGUCAGGAGCACCUCAGGACGUACGUGUUGCUACAGGAGGUCCUCGCUCCCUGCUGGUGACCUGGCACGCCCCUGUCCCCCGCCUCACUCACGGUCCUCUCAGAGGCUACACCAUCGCCCUCCGUCGCCAGAACCUCCAGGGCCACCUCACCUACAUCACCAGACCCAUCACAGCUCUACCAGGUGACACAGAAGGAGUAGAACAGUAUGAAGUACGUGGUCUGACACCAGCAGCCCUCUAUGAGGUAGCUGUGAGGGCCUUCAAUAAGGCAGGGCCAGGACCCCUCUCUUCCCCUAGGAUAGUCGACUCAACUAGUCAUGAUGCACCCUCGUGUCCACCUGCGGGAGUAUCUUGUCGUGGGUCAGGACGUGGUGGGGUGCGGGUAUGGUGGUCUCCCCCACCUACACACUGUGCCCACGCUCCUGUUAGUGGAUACACCAUUGUGGCCACCCCCACCAGGCGGGACGAACACACUAGGGGCAGUACCACAUGGGAGGUGAACACAACCAACUUGGAGAAGAACCUGGAUGGCCUACCACCAGCCACCAACAUGAGUGUGAGGGUCAAGGCCUACAAUGAGGUUGGCCACAGUCCUUCCAAUGAUCCUGUUUUCUGUGUCACAGAAGAUGAUGUGCCAGGACCUCCUAGGCGAGUGCGGGUGGUAGUGUCGGGAGCCACCAGCCUCCUGGUGACAUGGUCGCCACCACACCCACACACAGGAACCAUCCUCCACUACACCCUCUACUCUGCCAGAGACGACCAGGUGGCAGUGCGGGAUGUGGUGGGAGCAGGCGGGUCAGAGGCCACCUGGAGGGAGCUGAGUAACCUCACACCAGCUUCUCGAGUCCAGGUGUGGGUGACAGCUACCACAGUGGCAGGUGAGGGCAGCCAGUCCCCAAGACUCACUGCUCUGCCCACCCCCACACCUACGCACACCCCAAUUGCUGUGGGUGGUGGACGGUCGUGGCGAGUGGGUGCAGGCUCAGGUGUGACACUGGGAUGCAGGGGCCUGGGGUCACCACCACCCACUAUUUCCUGGACAAAAGGAAGCUCCACCAUCACCAGUAGUCAGUUCACUCAGCUACUUCCUGGGGGAGACCUACACUUGACAGCUGUGCGGGAAACCACCAACUACACCUGUUGGGUCCGCAACAGUGUAGGGGGGGACAGUCUCACGCACCAGGUGGUGGCAGUCACCACACCUCCGCCGCCCACCCUCAACCUCGCCCAUCCCACCCACUAUGCCCUUAACCUCACCAUUACCUCAGCUGGUGAUGGAGGGGCUCCCAUCCUUGGAUAUACGGUGCACCAUCGCCAACGGGCUGGUGAGUGGGUAGAGACGGGAGCAGACCCUGGCGUGAAAAGUGUGAUGGUACGAUGGUUGCCUUGUGGCGCCCCUCACCACCUCUACCUCACAGCCUGGAACACCCAUGGCACCAGCACCCCAAGCCCCGUCCUUGUCACCAACACCCUCGGCAGCCCUCCAGGUCGGCCUGAUCCAGCAAGAUUAGUUGAGGUAAACUCAACGUGUGUUACUCUUCGUCUCUAUGUCUGGCCUGAGUUAGGCUGCCCUGUCACACACUGGAAGGUGGAACUUGGCAGUGAGGAAGCUGAGGUGUCCUGGGCACCAUUGUAUGCACAUGUGACUCGGGACACCACAGAUCUAGGAUUAUGUGACCUCACGUCAGCCUCCUGGCACCUCCUCCGAAUCACUGCUGCCUCUACUGCAGGGGACACAUCUAUUGUGUACCGUGUGGCUACCAAGGACCAUAGUGGAGGAUCCAUUACAGCUGAGCCAGUACAGGAGGUGCUGGUGGGCAGCCCAGAAGUAGCAACUGGCUGGUUAGAUGCUCAUGUGGUGGCAGGGGUGGUGAGUGCUCUGCUACUGGCUGCAGCUCUCAUCAUUUGUGUCUGCGUAGCUGUCAGGAGACGAAGGUAUGGUGGCUACAGCAGAAAGGGUGAGAGCCUGGACAAUAAGGGCGGUGGAGAAGAAGACAAUGCUCGCAACUCUGAGAUCACCCGCACUCACCUGUACUCUCCUACGCCCACCAAAAAGCCCCGAGGCUCAUUAGCUUCUCUGAAAACUCAGGAUGACACGUCAGACCCUUAUGAGAUUUGCCCUUAUGCCACUUUCAGCGUGGGAAGUUCGGAGGGUACUUUAGAGUAUGGUCUGUCCCUGCACACUAUGAACCCUCGCGACUGUCUCGACCACCCUGUCCACAGUGAUCGACACACUCAGCAGUCACCUGCAUAUGGCCAGAUUGGAAGGCAGCGAUCUCAGUCACAUUAUAAAGAAACAGAGAUUGCCUACAUCACGAACCGAAACCGUGGAGAGUAUGGCAGCCGCCCAAAGUCCAUUCCUGGAGCACAGCCUCCUUCAGCAACACCAAUACCUGCUGUAGGGACUACAGAACAGAGGAUGUGGUCUGAAGAAUCUGUGAAGGAUACACGCACUCGCCCACAUCGCUCCAGAAGUCGCUCAAGAGCAGAAGCUACAAGACGUGACUCCAGUACUGAAAGUAACGAUGCCUCAUCACCUGUGCAACAGCGGCAGCAUUACCAACAGCCACAAAUGCCACCACAGCAACAUCACCAGCUUCAUACACAACAGCUGGCCUCACAACAGCAAGCAACAGUGCGUGUAGGGCCCCAUCCGCUGCCGCCUGUCCGCCAUGCCAGAGUGCGGAGUGACUCUUCCUCGAGUGAGACUUCUCCCCUGACCCCUCCCAGGCCCCUUCAUCCACCUUCGGCUUUCUCCGACUCAAGGGAACUCUCUGAGGCAGAGUGUGACAGAGAAAUGUCACAGGCACAAGGCAGUAAUGUGAGUAAUGCUUCAGCUUCAAGAAGAAGUACUGGUAAGUGUGGAAAUGAUAACAUGCCCGCUGAGCUGACUGUAUUGUUGCAGCGGUAUGAGCAGCAGCAGCAGAAUACUCAACUGAAGCAUCAACAAAAACUGAACCAAGGGUCCCAAAAAAACCCUUAUAGUAUUAAUGUGUAACACUAGAUGUAGGGUAUUACAUGUUUCUAUCUCGAAUUCAGAAGAAAAUGUAUAUAUUUUUUACAAUAUAUUAAGAGGAGCUCAAUCCCCUGGUACUGAUAAAUGUUUUAUCUACUACAAGUAUGUAAAUAUUAUUCUAUAUGGUUUUAGUAGAUCAUUAUGUAUUGUCAAACUGUUCAUCAAUAAAAAAUUAAAUAUA